Seminavis robusta is the source of this 2208-nucleotide messenger RNA. Lineage: Eukaryota; Bacillariophyta; Bacillariophyceae; Naviculales; Naviculaceae. The record is from the annotation of a GenBank genome assembly.
AUGCGAGUCAAGACAUUGGCAUUUCUGUUGUUGUUGGUUGGUUCCCUGUCAGCGUUGAUUUGGGUUGCUUUGCUGUUGGUGACCUUUCAACAGCAGCAGAAUGGCAGUGCUGGUAGUAUUAGUAGUCUGCCAGAGGAUCGUGGCUUGACAGAGGAACGUCGCAAACUGCAGGCGUAUCUGGAAACAGCACAAGAUCGCAUCAAGGAGCUAGAAGACCAAAUCCAGGAAUUCCAAAAACACAAUUCCAACAAUCAUAACAAAAAUCAUAAUCACAACGACCACAACGACUGUCCCAAAUCAGACAAUCAGCAACAGAAAGAACCAAAAGAACUCAAUGAUGAAGAAGAACAACCGUUUGUGUCUCAAAAUCCCGUCUGUCAACUCAUUUCUACAACAACUACUACUGGUACUGGUAGUAGUAGCGCAAUUCCACAUGCAUCUGCCGUGUGGACUCAACAGAUUUCCCAAAUCCACAAGGCCAGUCAACUUUCCAACGAUCAUCGAUUCGACUUUUCCGACUUUACAGCCCAAUUGCUGCAUCUCGUUUCUCCACGGUUGCAUCAGAGUGUCAAGACCACACCCACGGCCAAUUGGCCAAAAGUCGAUGAAAUUCUACGCGUCGCUCAUGCGCGAUAUCAGUACAUUACUACUAAUAGUCAUCGAUUGCGCGCCGCCGACGAUCCACCUCCUCCACGUCCCGUCAAGAUUGUCAUUAUGGGAGGAUCCCUCCUGGUGGGGAUGAAUUGUCGCAAGAUCAUUCGCGAUUUGGGACUCCAAAUGCGUCUGCCGUUGGGAGAUUGUGCCUGGGGCACGCGUCUCGAACGACUGCUCAAUCAAUUUUUACUGGGCGGCACAUUGAUUGGUUGGAAUCAACGAGACGAACAAUUCAAUACCCAUUACGUCGUCCAAGUGACCAAAAUUGCCAUGGGUGGCACCAAUACACAAACGGGGACCAAAAUUUUGGAGUAUGAUCUCAUUCCCGACGAAGCCAAGAAUCCAGAUAUUAUUAUUAAUGCCUAUGCGACCAAUGAUAUGCAUAUCAUUACCAUGCUCGAAGCACAAUCGGGCAAUGCCACGUUGCGCGAUCGAGUGUUUGACAUGACACAAGACUUUGUCCGACGCGUCAUGGAUUACGAGUGUGUCGACGUAAUGCCACCACUGAUGAUUCACAUGGAUGAUUAUUUGGGCAAUGAACAACGGACCAUAUGGGCCACGACGGAAUUGUCACAGGGGAUUCAAGUGUUGGCCAAUUAUUAUGGAUUUGCCAGUGUUUCCUACAGCGAUGUCGUACGAGAAUGGGUCUACGGCGAUACACACGAAUACUGGUUCUCUCCGGAAGGUUGGUGGGAUACGGAUAGUGGCACUACAAGCAUUAUGACACGAGAAAUUCAUCCCAACAUGGGAAUGCACAUUGUGGCCGCAUGGGUCAUGGCAUACAAUUUGUUGCAUAUCACCACUACCUUUUGUAGUUUGGAAGGAUGGAACUUGUCGUCGUCGUCCAAAAAAGGAGUACAGUCGUUGGAGUAUACCAAUACCAAUCUAAACAAUCUACCGGUUCUGACGGGAAAUUACGUGCCAUUGGGUAAACCCAAACCUCAUGCCAAAGGACUUCCUCCGCCACUUACCAAAACAUUGUCACUGGAAAAUGUGAGCCAACUCUGGCAACAGCAACAACAAUCCAACCAACAACAAGCUGACGAUAGUACUCCAAGCCAUUGCUCCAACGAUGGCGUCAAGUGUCCCUUUUCGUGGCUCUCGGGAAUUUCCAAUGAAAUUACAAAACCGGAAGAACUAGAGGCAUACUUUAUGAAAUACACACAACUCCGCAAGGGAGAUUGGACAUUUCAAGAGGAUCAUCACAAAUUGGGAAUUGUGCCACAUUCCACCAUGAGUCCGUUUGUGCUGGAACUGGAGGCGGUGACACAAACCAUUCGCAAGGUCACCAUCUUUUACAUGAAAAGCUACGGGACCAAGUGGGCGGACAGCAAGGUACAAACGCAAGUGUGGAAACAACCAACCGGCAUGGACGAAUUUGAGCUCUUGCAGGAAAACGAGUUUGUGGGGUAUCAUGACAAACACACCAGUGAAACAUACACGGAAGCCAUGAAGUUGAAGGACCCCGUGGAAGCGGGGGCAACCUUGCGCAUUCGAGUGACACUCAUGACUGGCGCUACCUUCAAAAUCAUGGGGUUUGCCAUUUGCAGUUAG